Suricata suricatta (meerkat) is the source of this 1005-nucleotide messenger RNA. RefSeq names its product trace amine associated receptor 1 (gene TAAR1). Gene Ontology annotation, molecular function: trace-amine receptor activity. Gene Ontology annotation, biological process: G protein-coupled receptor signaling pathway. The record is from RefSeq and is a predicted model, not a curated record. NCBI's taxonomy places the organism in Eukaryota, Metazoa, Chordata, Mammalia, Carnivora, Herpestidae. The transcript has a single exon. The coding region runs from base 1 to 1005 and encodes 334 amino acids. Gene Ontology annotation, cellular component: membrane.
AUGGUGUCCUUUUGCCACAAUAUAAUUAAUAUUUCUUGUGUGAAAAGCAGCUGGUCAAAUGAUGUCCGUGCCUCCCUGUACAGUUUAAUGGUGCUCAUAAUUCUGACCACACUCGUUGGCAAUCUGAUAGUCAUUAUUUCCAUAUCACACUUCAGGCAACUUCAUACCCCAACAAACUGGCUCAUUCAUUCCAUGGCCACCGUGGAUUUUCUUCUGGGGUGCCUGGUCAUGCCUUAUAGCAUGGUGAGAUCUGUUGAGAAUGGCUGGUACUUUGGAGAAGUCUUCUGUAAAAUUCACACCAGCACGGACAUUAUGCUGAGCUCAGCAUCCAUUUUCCACUUGUCCUUCAUUUCCAUUGAUCGCUACUAUGCUGUGUGCGACCCACUGAGGUACAAAGCGAAGAUCAGCGUCUUGGUUAUUUUUGUGAUGAUCUUCAUUAGUUGGUGUGUCCCUGCUCUUUUUGCAUUUGGAAUGAUCUUUCUGGAGCUAAACUUCAAAGGAGCUGAAGAGAUAUAUUACAAAUACACCCACUGCCGAGGAGGUUGCUCUGUCUUCUUCAGCAAAACAUCUGGGGUACUGGCCUUUAUGACUUCUUUCUAUAUACCUGGAUCGAUUAUGUUGUGUCUCUAUUCCAGAAUAUAUUUCAUAGCUCAGGGACAGGCAAGAUCAAUUAAUGAUGCAAUUGGAUUGGAAGAGAAAAAUGGGAUGUCACAAAACAAAGAAAGGAAAGCUGCAAAGACUUUAGGGAUUGUGAUGGGCGUUUUCUUAGUAUGCUGGUGUCCUUUCUUUGUCUGCAUGGUCAUGGACCCUUUCCUGGACUAUGCCAUUCCAGCCACCGUAAAUGAUGCACUGAUUUGGUUUGGCUACUUGAACUCUACUUUCAAUCCAAUGGUUUAUGCGUUUUUCUAUCCCUGGUUCAGAAAAGCACUGAAGAUGAUUCUAUUUGGUAAAAUAUUCCAAAAAGAUUCAUGUAGGCAUAAACUAUUUUUAGAAUCACAUCCAUAG